UGUGCUGUCAGAGUGGGAGGUGUUGACGUGCGAUUUCAAAGUGCGUAUCUUGCGGAAGUCAGCUCGUCGACUCGCAGUUUUGUUCCGGUCGGUUGUGCACGUCAUUCUAGUGACAUGAUCUCGACGCAGCAGUGGCUGUGCGUGGGCGCUGUGUUAUGUCUGACGAGCGCGGGUUUGGCGACUCCCGUGGAUUCGUUGACGGCACGUAGUGAUGUUCCGGCCAUCCCAACCGUCACGCCCGCUUUGGAGAUACCCACCGAAAACCCUACCGAGGGUAGCAAGAUGUCGCGGUUCCUCGACGACUUCACGUCCGCGUUCAAGCAGGGCACAGCCAAGAUGAAGGAGAGCUUCGAGAUCGCCGCAAGCUCAGUGAAGGAUGGCGUGAUGCAGGGUUACGACUACGUCCGGAGCAAGCUUACCGGAACCGGUGCAGAGGCACAAACGGAACAUCCAGCCACCAACGGCUCUACCUCGACCGCCGCUGCACUCACCUCGGCCACCCCAUCAACCGAGAGUCCUUCAAUCAGCGCACCAGGCGCACCUGGCCCGGUUGACUCCGGUUUACCCGCAUUCGGGGGCGCCGUCGGUGUGUCCAACGAACCGGCCCAGAUUGUGCCCAACGAUGACGAGGACGACGAGCGGAUCUUCUUCAACGACAAGGACUACCCGGCGCCGCUAAAACCCUCGCAAGAGGGCGACACUGAUGAACGUGACGUCACGGAGUCACCGGUCACGACGACGGCAGCGGUGGACAAUCGCUUCAUCAUUGCAGGCCCUCUAGCGUGCAAGAGUGGACAGGAGGUGGUGAAUGGAAAGUGCCGGAACGUGUUCUGAGCCUCGAGGGUCCCUCGCCCUCACCCUUUCCCAUCAUCCUUUUCCCUACUCCUUAAUCCCACAAUCACACCCAACCGCGAGAGCGGUUCGUUGGGAAGUGUGAUUUUUUAAUUUAAUUCCAUUACUGUUAAUGUCACCCGGUGUAUAAGCCCACGAGCGCUUAUUUGCUCACACACACACACACACACACACGCCUACCAGCCACCCAAACCAUCUACACUCUCAUCUCCUCGGGUACCUCCACAAAUCGCACGUCUUCCCACUCGGGCCAACCGUUCGCGAGCAGCAGCAGAAGAAGGAAAUAAAUUGAUUUGAUUAGCAAACGGA
Anopheles nili is the source of this 1161-nucleotide messenger RNA. RefSeq names its product collagen alpha-1(XV) chain-like. Bases 115 to 834 code for a protein of 239 amino acids. The record is from RefSeq and is a predicted model, not a curated record. NCBI's taxonomy places the organism in Eukaryota, Metazoa, Arthropoda, Insecta, Diptera, Culicidae. The transcript has a single exon.